Messenger RNA from Triplophysa rosa, 2395 nucleotides. It is a transcript of the gene foxred1, whose product is annotated as FAD-dependent oxidoreductase domain containing 1. Bases 61 to 1548 code for a protein of 495 amino acids. Lineage: Eukaryota; Metazoa; Chordata; Actinopteri; Cypriniformes; Nemacheilidae. Gene Ontology annotation, molecular function: oxidoreductase activity. The record is from RefSeq and is a predicted model, not a curated record. The transcript has 11 exons. Gene Ontology annotation, cellular component: cytoplasm.
UGUGUCAGACGGGAAGGUGAUUGGAGUAUUUUAGCUCUGCCUACAUGACCGUCAACAGCAAUGGCUACGUGGCGCAAACUGCUCGUAUCCGCCUGUGCUUUCAGAGCGCGCAAUGCGACCUGCAGGACUUUUAAAACUAGCAGCAGGGGAGCAGAAAAAGACAUCUUUAAUGAUCUGGAAUCACAGUUCCGGGCGUUCCGCGAGAAAGCGGCCACAGCGAUGCCCGGCAGUGACUGGAACCCGUUUGAAUUGACCGCCGGGCUGCCCCCAGAAAGGGCUGAUAUUGUGAUAGUGGGAGGUGGGGUGGUGGGCUGGUCCAUCGCAUACUGGCUGAAGAGGAAAGAGAAAGCAAGGGAUGCUCUGAGGGUCGUUGUGGUGGAGAAAGACCCUUCUUAUACUCAGGCUUCCACCGUGCUGUCCUGUGGUGGUAUCCGACAGCAGUUCUCUCUUAAAGAAAACAUCCUUCUCUCUUUGGCUUCUGCUGAUUUCUUGAAGAACAUUAAUGAUCAUCUGGGAAUGUUAAAUGAAGAUCCGGUUGAUCUACAGUUUAAUCAUUCAGGAUAUCUCUUCCUUGCCAGUGACAAGUCAGCUCAUAUCAUGGAGGAGAAUUACAGGACUCAAAGAGAAGUUGGUGCUAAGGUUGCCCUCCUGUCGCCAUCACAGCUGAAAGAGCGUUUCCCCUGGAUAAACACAGACGGUGUUGCUCUGGCCUCUCUCGGGUUAGAAAAUGAGGGCUGGUUUGAUCCCUGGUCUCUCCUGAAUGCUCUCAGACGAAAGGUCAUGUCUAUGGGAGUCUAUCAGUGCUUUGGAGAAGUCACAGGAUUUCGAUGCUCCGCAAGCACAGCGGAAGCUAAAGACGGAGACAUUUUUAAUGUCAAACGUAUCAAAUAUGUUAAUGUACAAAUGCCCAACAGUUUGGAGUAUCAGCCGGUGGAGUGUGCAGUUGUAGUCAACGCAGCAGGUGCAAACUCAGGAAAGAUCGCCGAGAUGCUCGGCAUCGGUCUCGGCCCGCAACAGUCUAUAUCUGGUAUUCCAUUCCCCGUGGAGCCCAGAAAGAGAUUUGUUUAUGUGGUACAUUGUCCUGAUGGACCAGGCUUGGAGACUCCGUUUCUGAUCGACUAUUCAGGGGUUUACUGCAGACGAGAGGGACUUGGAGGAAAUUACAUCACAGGAAUGUCACCAGAGGAAGCAGAAGAACCAGAUAUCAGUAACCUUGAUGUGGACCACGAGUUCUUUCAAGAGAAAGUUUGGCCUCGACUGGCCCACCGUUUACCAGCAUUUGAGAGUCUAAAGGUUUCAAGCGCGUGGGCUGGUUUUUACGACUACAACACCUUUGACCAGAACGGCAUUAUAGGACUGCAUCCUCUGGUGACCAACAUGUACUUUGCCACAGGCUUCAGUGGUCAUGGUCUACAGCAGUCCCCUUCAGUCGGCCGUGCCGUGGCAGAGCUGAUUGUGGACGGAUGCUAUAAGACCAUCGACCUCAGUGCCUUUGAUGUUAAACGGAUUCUGCUGCAGGAACCAAUACUGGAAAGAAACAUUGUGUGAGGAGCAGAGAAACAUUCGAGAAGACCGUUAUGUGUCUGAAGGAUGGUACCAUUUGAUAUGAUCAUGUCAUCGAUGUUGUUUUACAGAGACUUGCAUUAUGUACAAUAUAGGAGUUAUAAUCAUUACUGUGAUUUCAUCAUACUGUGCAACAAAUGAGACAAAGUUAAAGGUCAGGGAAUUCAUUUGCACUAUUUGCUAAUGUUCAUAUAUGCAAUGGCAUUCAGUACAUAAAUCACAGAAACAAGGGGUUAUUCAGGUUUUUAUUUGUAAUUUGUUUUAGAUAUUUACACUCACAUGAUUGUUUUGGAAAUGAAUACCAAAGAUAAUCAUGAACUUGAAUUGGAUGAAAUUUAAUGUGUAUCUGUUUAAUCUUGACAAAUCUGCAGUAUCUUAUUUUAAUAUGUUUAUGCGAGUACACUUGAAUUUUCACUAUUCAAAUAUAUUAAAGAUAGUUGUACUGCAUAUUUUACAGGGAUCUAAACUAUUCACUUUUUAACAAGAAACACCCAUGUCAAGCAAAUUUGCCAAGUUAAAUAUUUAACAUUCUGUAAAAUUACUUUAACUGGUUAGUCACUUUAAUAAGCAAUAGAACAUCUGUCUUAAUUUUUUUGUUUGUUUUAAAAUCCCAAACAUCUAUGCUAGACAUUUAAACGGCACAUAUUUACUUUAACUAUUUGCUUCCACCUUCAGAAUAUACUUGUAUAUAACCAGCUUUCAGUAAUGCAGUACAAUAAAAACAAUCCAAUAUUGAUUAUUAUUACAAAAAAAAUGUAAAAUAAUAAAUGUAAAAAGUCUUUAAACCGUAUGUAUCAAUGUUAUAAAAGAAGAGUACAAAGGACAAUAUUUG